Aureobasidium subglaciale EXF-2481 is the source of this 689-nucleotide messenger RNA. RefSeq lists its product as uncharacterized. The transcript has 3 exons. The record is from RefSeq and is a predicted model, not a curated record. Bases 249 to 656 code for a protein of 135 amino acids. NCBI's taxonomy places the organism in Eukaryota, Fungi, Ascomycota, Dothideomycetes, Dothideales, Saccotheciaceae.
GUCCGUCACACAUUUGAUCCCCCCCACGGAUUCAGCCCUACGCCUCGAGAAAGCUUGCGCCUCCAGAGUCUGCGAACACGCACCGAACAGUGUCGCCGCGUCCAGCUUCACGACAUGAGUUCUGCGAGCUCCAUCCCUCUCUGUGUUCUGGGUCGACCGCUUUGAACGCCGUUCGGACCGCAAAUUUGCGUCCAGGUGCCGUCGUGGUGAUUGUGGGUAUCACGGGCGCAACCGGUCAUCUUGCUGGCAUGAUUGCCAAGAGCGUUUAUAAAGCUCACGUCGUGGGUGUUGACUUUGCUUGGAAGUCUGCAAGUCUAUCAGGAAAUACCAACUUGAUCUACGACAAGUUCAUGGCAUUCCCCUCUGACUUAGAUAGAGAUUGGCGCGUGUACUUCGGGGAACUUUCCCAGUAUUGCAACCAAGUACGCGGACAGCAUUGCACACCUCGUCUGGCAGACUCCGUGAUCGUAACAGCGAGUUCUGCGGCUACUUUCCACAAGCUGGAAGACUAUGUCUGCGAUGGAGGAAUCAUCAUUUGCGUUGAGGCACCACAAGGUGGUGUCAAGAUAGAGACUCCUCUUUGCACCUUUCUGGAGCGACAGUUGACUAUGAAAGGAGUCAUGAUGGGAGACCAUGUGUUUAUGAAAUCCCCCUGAGCGAUGUUCCAGACCAUAUGCAAGAAUAUCUCA